Molecule: messenger RNA, 3517 nt
Organism: Scomber scombrus (Atlantic mackerel)
Lineage: Eukaryota; Metazoa; Chordata; Actinopteri; Scombriformes; Scombridae
Gene: akap17a
Product: A kinase (PRKA) anchor protein 17A
Exons: 7
Coding region: 107-2176 (689 amino acids)
Source: RefSeq, a predicted model, not a curated record
GCGGAAGUGGCAUGUAUUUUGAUCAUUUUUUCUGCAGUGUUAGUCUCUCCAUAAGUGACUACAAUACGAUUGUUGAUUUUUUUCAUUUUCACCAGGAGGCUAACUGAUGUUAGCAGCUAACCUGUCUGUAACAAUGACCACCAUUGUCCACGAUACCACAGAGGGAGUGUGCCUCUCCGCUGAGUACAACCUGUACCUCAAGCCCAUCGCCAAAAUGACCGUCAGUGUGGCGCUGCCCCAGCUCAAGCUGCCAGGCAAGAGCAUCUCCAACUGGGAGGUAAUGGAGAGGGUGAAGGCCAUGGUAGCUCCUGAGCAGUUUUCAGUCCUGCGGAUCUCCAAGAGCACCAUGGACUUCAUCCGCUUUGAGGGCGAGGUGGAAAACAAAACAGUGGUCAAGAGCCUGCUGAGUCGACUGGAUGGGAAGAGCAUCAAACUAAGUGGAUUUACUGAUGUAUUGAAGGUUCGUGCAGUAGAGAACAAAGUGGACUUCCCAACACGGCAUGACUGGGACUCCUUCUUCCGAGAUGCCAAGGACAUGAAUGAGACUGUGCCGGGAGAAAGACCUGACACUAUUCACCUGGAAGGGCUCCCUUGCCGCUGGUUCAGCCAGAAAGACAGCCAGUUCCCAGAUCGUCCCUCUGAGGAGGUUCUCAUCUCUGUCUUCCAGAUGUUUGGCAAGGUACGAAAUGUUGACAUCCCCAUGCUGGACCCAUACAGGGAAGAGAUGCUGGACAAGAACUUCAAUACAUUUAGUUUCGGGGGUCAUUUGAACUUUGAGGCGUAUGUCCAGUAUCAGGAGUAUGGUGGCUUCACCAAGGCCAUGGACACUAUGCGCAGCAUGAAGCUGAUGAUGAAAGGAGAAGAUGGAAAGGCAGUCGCUUGCAACAUUAAGGUGGCCUUUGACACCAGCAAGCACCUGAGUGAGACAGCUCUGAAGAGGAGGAGCCUGGACAGGCUGAAGUUGCAAGAGCUGGAGCGGCAGAGAGAGGAGCAGAAGCGACGGGAGAAGGAAGAGGAGGAGCGGCGGAAGGAGGAAGAGAGGAAACAGAAGGAGCAGGAAGAGGAGGAGAAGGAGAGGAGGAAGGAGGAGAGGUUGCGGAAGCGAGAGCAGAAGCUGCGGGAGAGAGAGGAGAGGAGGAACCUGAAGAAAGUGAGGCGACAGCAGGAGGAAGAGCAGAAGAAGCUGCAGAUGAAGAUCGCCAUGGAGGAGAGGCGACUGCUGCUCGCUCAGCGUAACCUGGAAUCUAUUCGGCUCAUCGCUGAGCUGCUGGCCAAAGCCAAGGCCGUGAAGCAGCAGCAGCAGGAGAAAGAGAGAGCCGAACACGAGGAACAGGAAAGGCAGGAGCAGGCGCGACAGAAGGAGGAGUUGGCCCGACUUCAGCAGCUAGAAGCCUGUCGACGCAAGCAGGAAGAGGAGCUCCAGAGGGUGGAGGUGGAGAAGGAAAGAGCAAUGGAGCUCCAGCGGCGAGAAAAGGAGCUCAGGGAGAGACUGCUGUGCAACAUGUUGAAGAAGACUAACGAGAAAACCACAAGACCUCCAGACACUGAGGACCAGGCUGGACCUGUGAUGAGGGACGAGGCCUCAGAUCCUGGCGACGAUGAUGUGAUGCUGGGAGCUCUGGGCCACGUGAAUGGAGUGAGAGCAGUUGAGGGUAAAGAGAAGCAGGCGUCCAAAUCUGGUGUUCACUCCCAGGUUUCAGGGAAAAACAGAGGAACAGACAGAAAGAAAGACAGGGAGCGGAGGAAGGAUGACGUGGUGAGGAGCAAACACAGCCUGGAGAGGGCGAGAGACCGGGACCGCUCCCACAGAGAGCGGAGCUCCCAGAGCCGGGGCAGGAAAAGGCGCUCCCAUAGCUACAGCAGGAGGAAAAGGAGCUCCAGCCAUCACAAGAGGAGCUCCAGCCGUCACAGGAGGAGCUCCAGUCACCACGGCAGCAGGAGGCGCAGCCACAGCCACUACAGCAGGAGCACGAGCUCCAGCCGGGACAGGAGCAGGAGCAGCAGCGGGAGGAGUUACAGCAGGGGAAGGAGCCACAGGGAUAGCCACCGAAGAUACAGCAGAGGCAGCUCCAAGAGCAGCAAUAAAAGUAGAGACAGGAGGAGUCACAGUCGGUACAGUCGAAAAUACAAGAGACACAGCACAAGUAGAGACAGGAGUCACUCCAGACGACGUUAAACUUAUCAGUAUUAACGGAGAUAUUCCCCAUUUAUGGCCUUGCAAUAAAAGUGCAACAGAUUCAUGAGUUUCCCAGAAUCGGCUUUAGGGACUUGUUUUUCCCUUUUUUUAAAUUUCAUAUUGUUGGAUUGAAGCAACUGACAAUUUUAUUUGUGUAAAUAUUGAAUAUUUUUACCUUAAACAUUUACUAAACAUUUGGAGUGCGAUACCCUAAAACCCUUCACACAAGUUAAGAACACUGACCAAGUUUUAAUUUCAGGCUAAUAUCAGCUCACAGUCUGUAGACGGUCUUGUCAUCUGCAUUUCUUUAUCAAACACCUGUUAAUGAACUUUUAUUUCCUCCUGUUUUGUCAUCAUGCAUUUAUAACUGUGAGCUCUAAAAAAUAAUAGGUACAGAGAACACAUUGAGUUGGUUAUAUUUGAUAAAGCAGGAGUUUGUUCAGCACACUUGUAGCCUGGCUUUAGAAGAAGUAAAGCACAUCAUCUUCUGCAGACAACAACAUGAAGUUUAAGCCAUUUUUUUUUUUAGAACAAGUGUCCUACAAGCUCCUGAACUACUUCUCAUGGCUGCUAUAAGUGUGAAAACCUUUUAGUGGACUACUGAACUAAAACUAAUGGCUGCUGUUUCAUUGUAAAUGUGAAGUUUUAGACUUUAAGACUUUACCUCUAUGUUUAGGCUGACAAGCAGACUAGCCGGCUUCAUAAUCCUGCGUUAGCUGCCUAAAGUAUUUAUUAGAAUACUGCUUCAGUAUUGGCUGCGUUGCUGUUCAGCAGCACAGAAAAACACAUUCUGGAUUCUACAGCGACAGACUUUGCAGGUCUAACUAAGCAGCAGCAUUAUUUGAUGAUCAAAUAGUUUCAAAUAACAGUUUUCUUUUAGUUUAGUUUGGAUUUUUGAAUGUUUUAAAGAUUAUUUUAUUUUUAAGAUUUUUUUCUGAAAAGAAAAUGAGAUUUUGAGUGCGUUUGAACUGUAAAUACUUGAUGUUGAAAGUCAGAAUAAACCUCAGAUGAUGGCGUUAUUACAUAUUGGACCCGAUUUAAGAAAACAGUGUAUCGUCUCUGGCUUGGUUCAUACGUUGUUCUGCACCAGCGAAGGAUUUGGGGAUCUGAUCACAAGGUUUAAUCAUCGUUUAGGAAACAAGCUUUUGGAAUUCAAGUCAAACCAGCACAAUACUAAAAACUGGAUGUUAGGAUGCAACUACUGCUUUCAUGCUCACAUUAUAGUGCAGGACACAUUUUUUUUAGCCUUAAUGUAACUAUACAGACUGGAUUUGACCUGCAGGAAAGUCAGUCUUGGUGUCAUAGACAGUUGAAAUCGUCACGUGUUUGUCAGAGCAAAGC